Molecule: messenger RNA, 861 nt
Organism: Aspergillus terreus NIH2624
Lineage: Eukaryota; Fungi; Ascomycota; Eurotiomycetes; Eurotiales; Aspergillaceae
Product: S-formylglutathione hydrolase
Exons: 4
Coding region: 1-861 (286 amino acids)
Biological process (GO): formaldehyde catabolic process
Cellular component (GO): cytosol
Molecular function (GO): S-formylglutathione hydrolase activity
Source: RefSeq, a predicted model, not a curated record
AUGGCUGUCACCACAAAGGCUACCAUCGCCUCCUUCGGCGGCAAAUUGCUCAAGCUGAGCCAUGCCGCGACUUCCACCAAAUGCGAGAUGUCUUUCAACCUCUACCUCCCUCCGCAGGCUGUCUCCGGCCAGAAGGUCCCCGUUCUCAUCUACCUGUCCGGGCUGACCUGCACGGCCGACAACUGCUCGGAGAAGGGAUUCUUCCAGCAUGGCGCCAGCAAGAAGGGCAUUGCCGUGCUGUACCCCGACACGAGCCCCCGUGGUCUGAAUAUUCAGGGUGAAAACGACUCGUGGGACUUUGGUACCGGUGCCGGUUUCUACGUCGACGCUACUGAGGCUCCCUUCAACAACGGCUACAACAUGUACACCUAUGUCACCGAGGAACUGCCCAAGACCGUGUUUGAGGCGUUCCCGCAGCUCGACUCCAGCCGGGUCAGCAUCACGGGACAUAGUAUGGGUGGUCACGGUGCUCUUACUCUAUUCCUCCGCAACCCCGGGAAAUACAAGUCUGUGUCGGCGUUCGCGCCCAUCUGCAACCCUAUCAACUGCCCCUGGGGAAAGAAGGCUUUCGGGGGAUACUUUGGUGGAGACGAGAAGAACCCCAAGUGGGCGGAGCAUGACGCCACGGAGCUGGUGAAGAAGUGGAAGGGACCACUGGAUGCAUUGAUUGAUGUGGGCUAUGGAGACAACUUCUACAAGCAAGGCCAGCUGCUUCCGGAGAACUUCGAAAAGGCCGCCAAGGAGGCGGGCGUCGAGGGCGUCAAGGUCCGUUAUCACGACGACUACGACCACAGCUACUACUUUAUGGCGACGUUCUCGGACGACCACAUCGAGCAUGCGGCCAAGUAUCUCUUUGCAUAG